Molecule: messenger RNA, 1451 nt
Organism: Linderina pennispora
Lineage: Eukaryota; Fungi; Kickxellomycota; Kickxellomycetes; Kickxellales; Kickxellaceae
Exons: 2
Coding region: 195-1247 (350 amino acids)
Source: RefSeq, a predicted model, not a curated record
UGGGGAGGGGGGCAGGCGCAGCGGGUAAGGCACACCCCGGCCUGGUCAGAAAGGACGCCAGCUUUUUUGUGUAUUUUCAACACUUAUUUUCUAGCGCUUUAUAGCAAUUUUAAUCGAACCCCCCCAGCUACCCCCCACGGGCACCCGAGGGUUCAGAGCCGAAUUAGCCUACCCACCCCUUGCUAAUAAUUUGCAUGUCCAACGACAAGUGCACGCUUUUUCCGGAGCAGCUGUUUGCAACGCAGGACGCGUUUAUCCAGCAUGUGCGGCAAUUCGCGGUAGAGAACGGAUUCAAUGUGCGACUAGACGACGUGGAGCGCGACAAGGAAGGGACCAUCCGCAAACGCGACAUCGUGUGUUCAUCCGAGGGAGUGCCGCGUAGCAAGGACGCGAAGCGCGAGGACAGCGUGGGCCGGUCAGAUGCCGAGACACCCGAGGCCUCGCACAAGUCCCUGGCGCACUCGGGCGCACACCGCCGGAAAUCCAUGAAGACCGGAUGCCGCUGGCUGGCGCGGGCGUCGCGGCAAGCCUCAGGCAUGUGGAAGAUCAUCAUGCUGCGGCUCGAGCACAACCACUCGCUGGCGGCUCGCUACGACGCCCUGGUGCCACAGCCGAACUCGCUGCGGACCGGCGACGUGGCCAGCAUAACGGCGGCGGCGGCGGCGGCCACGCAAGCGCAGGAAAACGGCAGCUACCGCGGGCCCACCGAGGAGUUCAAGAACCUGUUCCUGCAGCUGUCGGCCGCGUGCUCGGACCUGUGCUGGUCGGCCGCACGCAACCCAGACGCAGUGGCCGAGGUUCUGAGCGAGAUCCGCCGGCUCAACCAGCACCUGGAGUGGAAAAGCAGCAACUCCGACCGUCCCGCAUUGCCGACAAUCUCCGAGGGCGCCGCCGAUCGCCGCGCGCCGCACCGAACACUCGCCAGAGCUCAACGGCAACGCCGGGGUUGCGCCGAUUGCCCCUGCGCCUGCCCCCAAGCAGCCCACUGGCGUGGUGAAGCGGCCGCGCGGCCGCCCGCGCAAAAACCCGGUGGAGCCGAAGCCAAGCAAGAAGAAGCAGCCGCCAGCCCAGGAGCCGACACCGACGCCUUUGGCUCUGGCCACGUUGUCGCAUCAUAUUAUUUCGCAGCACGCGGCGUCGUCGCCGGCUAUUGCACAGCGGUCGGUCAACACGUCGCUGGCGCUACCGUCGCAGCCCAUGCAGGUGCAUUCGCACAGCAGGGCGCAGGCCGCUGGCGUGUCGGCUGAGGCCCGCGAUCCGUCGGUGUUUCUUAGCACCGAGCCGGCGUACCCUGAGCGAGCAGUGUCGCGGCCGCCCGGCUAUGCCAGGCAGUCGCCGGCGCCCCGGCCAACCGCCAUAUCGGUGAUCUCUGAUCCAGCUGCUAAUCAGCCUGCGGCGGCUGGGACGGCUGCGGCUGCGGCUGCACCAGAGGAUGAUGCUGCGAAGCAGCA